Molecule: messenger RNA, 943 nt
Organism: Drosophila novamexicana
Lineage: Eukaryota; Metazoa; Arthropoda; Insecta; Diptera; Drosophilidae
Gene: Orc6
Product: origin recognition complex subunit 6
Exons: 2
Coding region: 190-927 (245 amino acids)
Biological process (GO): DNA replication; DNA replication initiation
Cellular component (GO): nuclear origin of replication recognition complex
Molecular function (GO): DNA binding
Source: RefSeq, a predicted model, not a curated record
UAUUAACUGAUAUAUUAUUGAUUUUAUAUUUUUUCAACACUUAAGAUGAAACUAUGAAACUAUGGCAGCAUUAUAUUUUGAUCAUUUAAUUUUUUAUAGAAUGUGGCAACGCUGUGGCACUGCACAUCUGUUACUUUCGCGCCAAAAAAAGUAAACACUUAAACAGAAGUAAAUAGUUUUGGUUGUAAAAUGACAACAUUAAUUGAGCAGCUAAUUUCGAAGAUGGGUCUAAACGAUGAGCCCAACGUUUUAGAAAAGACAACUGAGCUACUACGAUUAUUGGAGCUUCGCUCUACAAAUGUUCCACUACAAAUAAAUGAGUAUGGGAAAAUUGUUUUGUGCGCUGACCUUGCGUCAUGUUUGCUUGGAAUUGGAUUUGACAAGGAGCAAGCCCUUAAACUGUCGGCACUGCGUAAAAGUCAUUACGCUAAUAACAAGCGCAUGUUUGAAAAGUUGCUUGAUCUGAAUAGACUGGCCUCUGUAAACGAUAUUUGCGUACAGCUCAGCCUUAACGAGGUGUCUCGCAAGGCUGAAGAGCUGUUGGCUUUGUUCAAAAAAGUUGCGCGCGAGAAUCCAGACGCUGACCAUCCACAAUACGCCGCAAUGGCUGUGUUCCAGGCGUGUCGUCUAAUGAAGAAGAAAGUGUCGAAGCCAAAGCUUUUGCCAUUUAGCAAUUUGCGUCCAACUCAAUGGCAGCAGCUUGAGCAGCAAUGGGAGCACAUGAUUGCACAGCAUCUCAAGGAAGCCAACGUCGGAUCUAGCUUGAAUAAUAAACUAGACCUCCAACAGGAGAAUUCAGUGAUCAACAAGAAAAGUAGUCAAACUCCUGAGAUUGAAGACUAUGAAAAAUGGAAGUCUCGAAUGUUAGCCUUGGCUGAAGCUAAACUCAAGGAAUCGGAAAGCAAAGUGGAGGAGAAUAUCAAUUAAUGGUGAUAUACAUUAU